AUGAAUAUGUUGGAUGAUGAAGAUGACCAAAUCUUUCACGCUACGCGUGACGGCUACUCCCAUUUGAGCGAUGUCGAAUGGGAUGCGGUUGAACGAAUGGGUUCAACCAUGGGCAUCCAUGCUGUUAGCGUCAUGCUAGAGGCUCUCAAUAGAGAUGCCCAACAUGCUACUAUCGCCAAGCUCAUUCAAAAUGAACUUGACGCAGAGCGCGAGAAAGUAGCCUUGCUUCACCAACAAGGUUCUCAACAAGCAGAGUUGUUGAGAGAACAGGGUGCUCAACAGUUUGAACUGUUGAGACAGCAGCAGGCUGCUGCUGGCGGGUCGAUGCACUCGCGUCGACCCGAGACUUUGAAGAUUGACAUCUCAAAGCAUAGGGGGGUCGAAGAAGACUCCCUCUUGAGAUGGUUCGUCGAAUUGGAUGACGCCAUAAGGGCGCGUCGCAUCGACGACGGGGAUAUGCAAGUUGCAUUUGCCCAGUCAAAUCUGGCAGGACGUGCCAAGACUUGGGCACUGGGGCUCAAGUUGCACGACCCAUAUGCGUUUGGGUCGUUGGAAGUCUUCAAGUCGCGGCUCAGACAAACGUUUGAACCGCCUAGAGCUGAGUUCAGGGCUCGAACCGAACUCUUGAAGCUCAAGCAGGUAAGCGUGAUGUGCACGCUUACGCUCAACAUAUACGACAUCUCACGAGUUGUAUAA
Molecule: messenger RNA, 696 nt
Organism: Peronospora matthiolae
Lineage: Eukaryota; Oomycota; Peronosporomycetes; Peronosporales; Peronosporaceae
Source: the annotation of a GenBank genome assembly